AUGGUGUUAGAUCUUGAUCAACCUCAUCAAGAUUUAUUUAAAAUAUAUUCGAAUGAUGAGCUUAACAAUAUUCAAGAAUACAAUAUACUUAAAAAAUGUAAAAAAUCAACAGAAGAACAUGAUUUUAUCGAUGAUGUCUACUGUCUCUUGAACCAAAAAUCAGCCAUAGAAGGCAAUUUCAUUGAAUGCCAUUCUUAUGAUGUGUGGUUUUCUCUUCGUUCUGAAUCGGAAAAAAUACAGCAUCAAAAGCAUUAUGAGCUUACCCCAAGAUGUGCAGAUUUUGCGAUCAAAACAUGA
Entrophospora candida is the source of this 297-nucleotide messenger RNA. Lineage: Eukaryota; Fungi; Glomeromycota; Glomeromycetes; Entrophosporales; Entrophosporaceae. The record is from the annotation of a GenBank genome assembly.